AACAAAAACAAUAAUAAAAGAAAUUCUGUUCGUAUAGAGUUCAUACUUAAUUGCAGUGAUAAAAAUUCGGUAGCGAUGUCGGAAAAUUCUUUGUGUUUGUGUAAAAAAGAGGGUCCAUGUAUUCACGAAAAAAUAGGUUGGUUCUCAAUUCCGCAACCUGAGUUUCCAGCUCCACCUGAGGAAGAUUCUGAAGUGUUCUUAGAAUGCAUUCCUCCACCACCUCCUGGUCCAGCUCCGGUGUUGUCAGCUUCGGAUAUACCUUCAGGUUACAGAACUCCACCUCCACCAUACACUGUAGAAUUACCUUCUGAAACACCCAAAGGUUAUAUUCCUCCAUAUCCAACACACAUUCCAGUACCCUGUCGUCCACCAGAAUCCAAUAUAUUUCAGGAUAUCCUUCACCACCAGUACAUUAUCCAACUUUCAAUUAUCCACCAGGGAACUGGCCACCACCUCCACGAUACUAUCCAAAUUCGCAAUAUUUUCCAAGCUAUAUUCCACCGCCACCACCGCCUCCACCACUGCCAUCGUACUAUCAACCACGAAAGAUUCCAAGAGAGUGGCUCCGUCAUACCCCAAAUUAUACAACGGACUAUUUAUACAGAGGUGGAUCGCCAUGCUACCACAAAUCACCUGGCAUGCACUAUCAACGUUAUUAUUAAUUACAAUAAAUUGUAAAACUAU
Molecule: messenger RNA, 684 nt
Organism: Sitophilus oryzae (rice weevil)
Lineage: Eukaryota; Metazoa; Arthropoda; Insecta; Coleoptera; Curculionidae
Product: extensin-like
Exons: 9
Coding region: 76-678 (200 amino acids)
Source: RefSeq, a predicted model, not a curated record